This is a messenger RNA of Vicia faba (fava bean), 1071 nucleotides long. NCBI's taxonomy places the organism in Eukaryota, Viridiplantae, Streptophyta, Magnoliopsida, Fabales, Fabaceae. The record is from the annotation of a GenBank genome assembly.
AUGAGUUCGAAAAAGAAAUCAAUAGAAAAAUCUAUUGAACUAUUGAGUUCUGAAUUUUCUGAAGUGAAGAGCAUGGUUACGGAUAUGAAACAGUUCUUUGCAAAGUGGGUGGAGAAGCAACAUGCUGAUCGAUGUGAGAGUUAUCAAGCCAAUGAAAAACUGAUUCCUUCACGUAAUAAGAAGAAACGUGUGGGAGAAUCAGAUGAGAGCAGUCAUGAAAUGCAAAAUUUCGAGUCUGAAGAAGAGCCACGACAGAAUCCUCUUGGAUGGAUUGCCAAAGCUGAAAAAUGUUUUGAAGAAAAACUGAAAGCGAAAACUUUUGAGCUUAAAAAGAAUGUGAAUAUGACAAAAAAUCUCGAACUGGAGAUUCAGCAACUUAGAGCAUCGCUAAGUGUUUUGAAGGACACUGUAGAUGAUGAAGAUGAAGAGCUUUUGAAGAAGGUAGAUGCUUUGCAAAAGGAUUUAACGGACCAGGUAGAGUUAGUUCAAGACUUAGAGGAACUGAACCAAACACUAAGCAUUAUGGAACGUAGGCAUAAUGAUGAGCUGCAAGAUGCUCGAAAACAAUUAGUUCAUGUGAUUAAAGAAAUAUCAACUAGUAGCGACUAUAUUGGGGUAAAGAGAAUAGGGGAACUCGAUACCAUACCAUUCCUCGAUGCUAUGAAGAAAAGAUACGACUCAGGUGAAGCUGAAGAUAGGGCUGCAAAACUAUGCUCUUUGUGGGAAAAUAAUAUAAAGGACCCUCAUUGGCAUCCAUUCCAAAUUCUUACGAUCAAUGGCCGAAGUGUGCAAGUUAUUAACAAAGAAGAUAAAAAGCUAAAGGGACUGAAAAAAAGCCUUGGUAGAGCUGCAUAUGAUGCUGUGGUGGUAGCUUUGACAGAGAUAAAUGAAUAUAAUCCUAGUGGGGGAUACGCAAUAUCAGAAUUGUGGAAUUACGAAGAGGGAAGGAUAGCAGCAUUGCAAGAAGGAAUAAAGUUUCUGUCCAACAACAUAUCAAAUAAGCGCGCGAGAGAAAUAGAAACGGAAAGGGUGAUUGAUGUUGAUUAUUCGGAGAAACGUCAAGAAAAAUAA